Melitaea cinxia (Glanville fritillary) is the source of this 1841-nucleotide messenger RNA. RefSeq names its product modular serine protease-like. Lineage: Eukaryota; Metazoa; Arthropoda; Insecta; Lepidoptera; Nymphalidae. Gene Ontology annotation, biological process: proteolysis. The record is from RefSeq and is a predicted model, not a curated record. Gene Ontology annotation, molecular function: protein binding; serine-type endopeptidase activity. Bases 1 to 1566 code for a protein of 521 amino acids. The transcript is spliced from 9 exons.
AUGUAUAUAAUAAUUUGUUACAGUGAUGAAUUCAAAUGUAACGAUGGUACUUUAUUGGAGCUAUACAAAAGAUGUGAUGGCAUCAGAGACUGUAAAGAUGGUUCAGAUGAAACCUUGAAUGCCUGCGCUGGAAACAUUUGCCCCUCCUACUUGUUCCAGUGCGCGUAUGGGGCCUGUGUCGAAGAGGGAGUUGAUUGUAAUGACGUUUUUGAUUGCGCUGACGGCUCUGAUGAAUCGGAAAUACUCUGCAAGCGAAGUACUCCGCCUGUUACCACGUCCACCAACGAACCUCCGACCACCACAUCAACCAUUGCUGUGCAGAUAUUGAAUAUGUGUAUGCUGCCUCCGCACCCGAAAAAUGGCCGAUUCUUGAAAAACGGUGACUCAGACAUUUACGAACCUGGCGAAUUGAUCACCACCGUGUAUCUGAAUAUCACUUGUAUGCCAGGAUACAAGGUGGUUGGCGAUGAGGUGGUGUUCUGCAUAGGGGGACUGUGGUAUCCCGUCUCGCUACCUUCGUGUGUCCAGGCUUGCGAGCUUCCUCCGUCUGAGAGCGUGGAGUACCGGUGCAUCAUACGCGAUGCCAAAAUGGAGGGCACCAGGGAGUGCUCUUCACUGGAGGCGGAGGGUACGAUGGUCCAGCCCGAGUGUCGGCGCCCUAACUACUACAGCCCUAUAACUCUGUCCUACAUGGUCUGUGUGGAUGGUCGCUGGAGCCACACGCCUAUCUGCCAGCCUGAGUGCGGGACAUUGACACCGGUGGCGGAGCCCCUGAUCGCAGGAGGAUCCCAGGCUAGGCGGGGCGAAGUCCCUUGGCAUGUCACCGUCUACUCGCAGCUAAAAGGACGCUUCCAACAGAUCUGCGGAGGCUCUCUCAUCAGUGAUGAAGUCUUCAUAUCCGCGGCUCAUUGUUUCUGGAUGGAGGGCUACGGCGCCCUACCUCCGGAGCUAUUCGCAGCCGUAGCAGGGAAGCUGUACCGCGCCUGGGACGACCGUCGAGACCUCCCCUACGCGCAGUUCUUACCGAUAAAGGAGAUAAUCCUAGCAAACCGGUUCGCUGGUGCCGAACUACUGUACCAAGACGAUUUGGCCAUCAUAAGAGUUUCCGGGAAAUUUUUAUUUCGACCAUACGUCAGACCGGUCUGUGUGGACUUCUUGCCAAAGUUCAACGAGUUCCAACUGCGUCCUGGAAAUAAAGGAAAGGUGGCGGGAUUUGGUCUCACCAGCGACCAGCGAGAAUCGGAGUCAGCUGAGCUGAAGGUCGUUGAGCUGCCGUACGUGGACUGGGAGGAGUGUAUGCGGGUCACGCCCCCGGAGUAUUCCCCCUUCCUCAUCGGCAACAAGUUCUGCGCUGGCUACUUGAAUAGUACGGCGCUGUGCAAGGGCGACAGCGGUGGCGGGCUCGCUUUCCCUUCAUACGCGGAGGCGACGCUGCGGUACACGUUGAGGGGUGUGACGUCAACGGGCCCGCUCGCAGCGAAUGGCGCGUCCUGCAACCUGCACGCGCUCACCGCCUUCACCGCACUGCAGCCACACCAGAGCCUCGUGCGCGCGCACUUGCACUGACACCAUCACCAUUACCACUACUGCUAUCACCACCUCUACCACUGCCAUGCAACUAUUACCUAACUUAGCUUAAAAAAAAUUAACUAGAGAUGUAUCUUCGUACUUAUAGUAUAAGCUAAUUUAUUAUUGCUCAAGUAUAGCUAUUGUAUAUGUUCGAUUUCAAAUGCUAUUUUUUUAGUAUAGUUUAAAACAAUAAUUACUACUUUGUACAUAUUUCAAUACGUUUCUAACUGUACACUGUGUAUGUCUUUAUUAUAUAAAUAAACAUGUAAAUA